GGGGCCGAGGGGCAGAGGUAAACCAGUGGCAGACAGCAGGCACACAGAGGAAGAUUACGACGUUCAAUUGCCGCGCCACCGCGGCUCAUCUAAAGCUACUACCAUUCCGACCGCCGCGCUGCCCAAUCAGACGAAGCAGGAAUGGUUCCUAAUCAGAAGAUAGAUACUCAAUAUGAAGCCUUGAUCAUUUCAACAGAUGCUGCCAAGAAUCAGGACCAUUUAACUGCUUUCCUGAGGUCACUCUUGAAGUCAAUGAUUAGUCAUGUUGAUGGUGGGGCUUUCAUUAAGCAAAUUGAUGUGUUCCAUGCCAAUAAUGAUCCAAUAGGUAAAUUUCAUCAAGCUCAUGCUCUUAAGUUUUUAUACAUCUAUUAGGGUGUUAUGUAUGAUUGACCUUAUGGCCUUACCAUGCAAGAUCUGCAAACCAUAUCCCAAAAAGUUGAUUCAGGGCAAUAUUAUGUCACUGUUGAAAUGUUUGUAUCUGAUGUGAAGAGGAUGGUUGCUAAUGCACGCGCUUUACAUGGUCCCGAUUCAAUGCAUCAUCGUUGUGCAGAUAGGCAUGAUCAUGGGGGGGGGUGUUUCUUUGUGUUGGUAGUUGGUGUUUAUUGGCUUAUUGCAAAUAAGCCGUUUUUUACUUAUAAGUUGCUUAAAAUUAAAUGUUUUUUCGCGGAAAUAAAAUGAAUUAAAUGAUAUAUAAGUUAUUUGGGGAUAUUCAUAAAGGGUGAGAGAUAUUUUGUAAAUAAUCUAGUCAAAACAGAGAAACAAAAAAACUGACUUAAAAAUAAGUAAGUAAGACCUAUUUAUAAGUAGUUUUUAAGUACGGAAGAACACGUCAUCACUCAUAAGUUAAAAACAACUUAUAAAAAGUUUUGACCAGCUUAUAAGUACAGAGAAAUACCAACUUUAUGUGUUAAUUGUUUUUCUUUCAUCAGCAUUAUCAAUCAGCAUUAUCAACUAGAAUGAUAUUGCGAUAAUCCUAUUUAUUGCUUUUGUGUGUUUUGUUUACUAACUGUUCUGUUCAUUUGUAGGUUUGAAAAGUUUUUUGACAUAAAACUGAAUUGUGAGUAUAUUAUGUGGGGUCCUUGAGUUCUUCCCAAAAGUACCCAUCCUCAAGUGAUUUCUCCAUACAAUCUUUUCAUUAUUGAUUAUUCAUUCAGAAUUGCACGUAAAGUGUGGAUCCAUUUGUAAUAAAGGAUCAUUAACUAAAUAAGUAGUUGUAGUACGGAGUUAUUAAUAACAUUCCACUUUGCUU
Messenger RNA from Cuscuta campestris, 1249 nucleotides. Lineage: Eukaryota; Viridiplantae; Streptophyta; Magnoliopsida; Solanales; Convolvulaceae. The record is from the annotation of a GenBank genome assembly.